Messenger RNA from Trichobilharzia szidati, 3945 nucleotides. NCBI's taxonomy places the organism in Eukaryota, Metazoa, Platyhelminthes, Trematoda, Strigeidida, Schistosomatidae. The record is from the annotation of a GenBank genome assembly.
CGCCUUAUUCAACUGAUUUUCAAAACCGCACAGUAUGACCUUCGACGUUGAUUUCGAUAUAGAAAAAAGUCGCGUCGACUAUCGUAAAUAUAGGUACAUUCAGUUAGAUAAUGGAUUGAGGGCAAUACUGGUGUGCAACCUAAAGCCCGGUGAAGAAGUGCCUGAGGACACACUGUCGAGUUCCGACCUUGAAAGUAAUGACUCUGAAAGCGUGGAUGACGAAGUAGUAGAUGAUGAAGAUGAAGAUUCUGUAUGUGAUCAGGAGGCAAAAUCGGCUGCUGCACUGUGCAUCAGAGUGGGAAGUUUUUCGGAUCCUCCAGAAGCUCAGGGGCUGUCUCACUUUUUGGAACACAUGGUAUUCAUGGGAAGUGAAAAGUAUCCAACAGAAAAUGAUUUUGAUUCGUAUCUAAGUCAACGUGGUGGAAGUAAUAAUGCUUGGACAGGAAGUGAACUUACCCUGUUCCACUUUGAUGUGAAACGUAAACACUUUGCUAGUUGUUUAGACAAAUUUGCCAACUUCUUCAUUUCACCACUGUUGAGUAAAGAUAGUAGUGAUCGUGAGAUAAAUGCUGUUCAUAGUGAAUUCGAACUUGCACUUGCUAAAGAUUCCUCACGUCUAUGUCAUCUGAUCAGUCAUUUAUCCUGUAAAGAUUCUCCAUAUCGAAUCUUUGGCUAUGGCAAUCGAAAAUCUCUGCAUGAUAUUCCAAAUCAGAACGGCACUGAUAUCUACACACUUUUAAGUAAGCAUAGAAAAACGGCGUAUUCUGCUGAUCGUAUGACAUUGGCUGUACAAUCUAAGCACACUCUAGAUGAUUUGGAAACGUUAGUGCGUAAACUUUUCUCCGAUAUACCAGUAAGCGGAGUACCUGCACCGAACUUUUUAUCGGCCAAAAGCUUUGAUGAUUCAUUUGCUGGACUUUAUAAAGUUUGUCCUUUAAGUGCAAAAGAAAAGCUACGCAUUAUCUGGAUUUUACCUUCACAACUUGAGAAUUAUGAAUCAACUCCAAUGGGUGUUCUAGCUUCUCUUAUUGGUCAUGAAGGUGAAGGAAGUAUACUGGCAUUACUUAAAGAAGAGAAUUUAGCUGUUCAUCUCGGCGCUGGAGUUAGUUCAACAUCAGAUUUUGAUAAUUCUAGUCUAUGUGCCAUUUAUUUGGUGAGUAUUGAACUAACAGAUUACGGUCGAGAUCAUAUUUAUCGGGUUUGUGGUAUACUAUUUGAUUAUAUCAAACUUCUAUUACAUUCUGCUACCUCAUCAUUAUCAUCACCAUCAUCGGGCAGUAAUAUUAAUUCGUCUGGCGUCAACAACAACAUGCCAGAUGUGCAUACUUUUGCCACCUAUCUUCCAGAAUAUCAGUUAACUACAGAAGCAAGCUUUUUAUAUACAGAGCCUAGUAAUGCUGAGGAUACUGUUGUUAGUCUGGCGAAUAAAUUACAUCUUGUUAAACCAGAACAUGUUUACUCUGGUUAUCGAUUGCUUAAAAAGCCAAAUAUGCAAUUGUAUAUUGACCUACUCAAACUGAUGACACCUGAGAGAGCUGCUAUCUUCUUUUUAUCGUCUUCAUUUGCAUCAUCAGUUGGUGAUGAGUCGAAACUAGAUCAUGAACCAUGGUGCAAUGUAGCCUAUCGAAAAGAAACUAUUCCUAACGAUGUAAUGAAUAAUUGGAAGACUUCAAAGCCUAAUGAAAAAUUACAUCUCCCAUACAAAAAUAAGUUUCUCACUACAGAUUUCAGUCUUUUGGAUUCGGCAAAUGAUAUGAAACAACCGAAAGAUUUAAACUUAGAACCAGGCGCAGAAUCUCGUUUACAAUAUGGUCAUUUAUGGUUUCAACAAAGUACACGUUUCAAAUGUCCUAAAGCCGAUGUAGCAGUUCAUCUAUGGUCUGGUCUUGUAACAAAGACAAAAGAAAACGCAUCACUGCAUGCACUAAUGGUCUUCGGUUUAAAUCAGUCUCUAAGCACGAUAACUUAUGAAGCUAGUGAAGCAGGAUUAGAACAAGAUGUUAGAUUCCGUGACACUGGUUUAUGUAUUCAUGUCAGUGGUUUCAACGAGAAACUAUUUUCUUUCUAUUCAACUGUUCUGGAUCAUAUUAUGGAUCAAACAAAUGAUUUAUCUAAGGAAUUUUUUGAAUCAUAUCGUGAUGCUGCUCUUAAGUUAUACUAUAAUGAGGGACUUAAACCAAGUGCACUUAACACACAUCUUCAAAUUUAUCUUCUUCGUCGUGAAGUCUACCUGCUACCAGAUAUAUUGAAUGCACUGAAAGAUCUGUCUGUAGCUGAUUUAGCAGCCUACAAACAACAGUUCUUCUCAAAUCUGCAUAUAACUGUAUAUGCUUAUGGUAAUAUUAGAAAAGAGGAUGCUAUAAAUUUCUUUGAUUACACCGUAAAGAAAAUUAAUCCUGUGCCUAUUGCAAAACGAAAAUUGACUGAUCCUGCUAUUCUCGAUCCAGGAACCUAUCACUUACGUUUAAUGAAUUGUAAUCCAAGCGAUGUAAACAUGUGUCUAGCUCGAGUUCAUAUACUCGGAGAAUCGGAUAUUAAACGUCAAUGUUAUAAUAAAUUAUUAGCAUUUAUCCUAUCUGAACCAGCCUUCGACUACCUACGUACAAAAGAAUCCCUAGGAUACACUGUAUACCUUCGAUAUUGGCUAUCCAUGCCUGGUGGUAAUUGUCAUUCAGGUAUAAGUUUGGUUGCAUGUAGUCCUGCGAAUAAAUUUUCAGUGAAUUUUGUUGCUGGCCGAUUAACUGCCUUCUGGCGUCGAAUUGCUCCUAGGAUUAUUGCUGCUAUGCCACCGGAAAAUUUUAAAACUUCGGUGGAAUCACUUAUAUCAAUCCAUCAACUAGAAGAUCCUAAUAUGGCUACAGAAUUCGAAAGGAAUUGGGAUGAAAUUAUGCAGACUACAGCGAAUUUUAAUUACAGAGAAGAAUGUGUUAAAAUUCUGUCAACAAUUACUCAAGAAAGUUUAUUAAGUUUCUUUUUAACAGAGUAUUUGGAUACGAAAAAGCAACGUUCAUUAUUUAUUCAGAUUGAUUCAACUGCUACACCAGAUAUGAAUGGUAUUAAUAAUGGAUCAUCAAAUUCGUAUCUAUUAAAUUUCGAUGUUAUACAAACUGAUGAUAAGUCAAUUGCGGAGGAGUACCAGAGUUAUUCAAGUGUUGAUGUAACCAGUGCACUGACCACCUGUGGUUAUGACGAGAAGUUAGUUAAUCAAUUCUUCAAUAAUCAUAAAAACAAUAAUAAUAAUAAUCCCUUGGAUAAAAAUCUACUCGACAAAGAUGAACCUAUCGUUUAUAUUAAUAACUUGCUUAAAUUUCAUUCAAAUCUAAAAUAUCAAACUGGUCGAAAUGCAUAAAAACCAGAGAAUGAAUAAUAUUUCAUCGGGGUGAUGAGACAGUGUAACCCGUACUAUUAUUGCUCUUUGUCUGUUUGCUCUGCUUGCUUGAUUGCUUGUCUGUCUGUCGGCCGCCCGGCCUGCCUGCCUGCUUUCUUUUGUAUUCUGAUGAAUUCUUUUGAAUAUUUUGAAAUUUUUAUAUACAUAUAUAUACAUAUCAUCGAGCUGAUGAUGAUGGUGAUGGCGUUGAUGAUGACGAUCGCGAUCAUGUGUGUUCUUGUACGUGAAAAUUACACUGUCCUUUAUUAACAAAACGAUGGUUUUUUUAUGUUGAAGAAGUUCAUUUCAGGAUGUCUGUGUGUGUGUGUGUAUGGGUGGGUGGGUGGAUGGGGAAUUGAUUGACACAAUAGACGACCGAGAUUGUUUCAACUAUCCCUUUUUUUCUUUUUACGUACGCAGAACUUCUCUUUUUCUAUAGCUUGUUGUGUACUGCUUUCUGUCUGUACAUAUAUGUAUGUAUGCGUAGGAAGAUAAUAUGAAAAGAUAUGAACUCGAAUGGAUGCAUUCUCUGAUAGAUUGUUCUGAUUUCUUACAUAAUAUAAGUAUGUAAUGUACUA